AUGUCAACUGAAACCCCCGAGGCCUCGUCUGUCGGCGGCUCGCUGGCCGAUCGUGUGACCAAGCCCGAUGACACCAACCCCGCCGAUGCCACCCCAGUGAACAAUGGAGAUGGAGCUUCCGGUCCUGCACAGGGCUCGGUGGACCUCGAAGAGCCGGAUUAUACCGUUGAGGUGAAGCUCAGUGACUUGCAGGCGGACCCCAACAACCCUCUGUUCUCAAUUAAAACCUUCGAGGAUCUUGGCUUGGACGCGCGCAUUCUGAAGGGCCUCUCCACUAUGAAUUUCCGAAAGCCUUCAAAGGUCCAAGAGCGUGCCCUGCCCCUCUUGAUGAGCAACCCACCCAAGAACCUGGUUGGUCAGUCGCAAUCUGGAACCGGAAAGACUGCUGCUUUCGUUCUCAAUGUCCUGAGCCGUCUCGAUCUUUCGGAUCAAAUGCGCAUCAUGCCGCAAGCUCUCAUCCUCGCCCCGACUCGCGAAUUGGCUCGUCAGAUUGUCGGUGUUGUUCAAAUUAUGGGACAAUUCCUGGAUGGCCUUACCAUUGGCACCGCUGUUCCCGCCGACUCUAACGCUCGCCCCUCCAAGAUGGAAGCGGCAGUUGUUGUGGGUACACCAGGCACCGUUCAAGAUAUGAUCAAGAAGCGCAUUAUGAAUCCUACCGCCUUGAAGGUUCUUGUGUUGGAUGAGGCGGACAACAUGCUUGACCAGCAAGGUUUGGGAGACCAGUGUAUCCGCGCUAAGGCAAUGAUCCCCCGCGAUGUCCAGAUUGUUCUGUUCUCCGCCACUUUCCCCGCACACGUGUAUCGCUACGCAGGCAAAUUCGCUCCCGGUGCCAACGAAAUCACUCUUCAACACGAGGAACUGACAGUUGAGGGCAUUAAGCAGCUCUACAUGGAUUGCGCUAGCGAGGAGGAAAAAUAUCAGAACCUUGUUCAGCUUUACGGGUUGCUCACCGUCGGAUCUUCCAUCAUCUUCGUCCGGACCCGUCAUUCUGCCGCCGAAAUCGAGCGUCGCAUGGUCGCCGAAGGUCACACCGUCGCCUCCCUGACCGGUGGUGUGGAGGGUUCCCAGCGUGAUGCUAUCAUUGAUUCCUUCCGUAGUGGUGAUGCUAAGGUCCUCAUCACGACCAACGUUCUGGCUCGUGGAAUUGAUGUUUCCACUGUCUCUCUGGUAGUCAACUACGAUAUUCCCGAGGAGUACUCCUCCGGUCACCGCACACACACCCCCGACUUCCAGACCUACCUUCACCGUAUUGGUCGUACUGGUCGCUUUGGCCGUAUCGGAGUGGCCAUCUCCUUCGUUUCAAACCGCGACGAAUGGGAGAUGCUGCGCAAGAUUCAAGCGCACUUCAAUUGUACCAUCGACCGGAUUGACACCAGCGACUGGGAUGAGGUGGAGGAAAUCAUCAAAAAGACGAUCAAAAACACUCGCGCCCAAGCCGGAUUCAACCAGUGA
This is a messenger RNA of Penicillium salamii, 1452 nucleotides long. The record is from the annotation of a GenBank genome assembly. NCBI's taxonomy places the organism in Eukaryota, Fungi, Ascomycota, Eurotiomycetes, Eurotiales, Aspergillaceae.